AGGCGGGACUGACGUCACGGCUCAGCCAAUGAGCGUUGAGUGUGCGGUGCGGCGCUGCGGGACGACACGCAGCUCCAGAGACCGACAGAGAGUAUAAAGCUCCGAGGAGGAGACAUGAACCCCGCGCACUUAUUUUCCUCCCUGUAAGGUAUAAAAACAUUGGUGGUGAGCUGUUUUUGUGUGUGCGCCUUCACUGCAUCGUCAGUCAUGCACGUGACAUCUCAGUUGCUCAGGGGUUUGCCCCGCUCCAAGGUCUUGGCCUCCACUCUGUUACCAUGCCAACAGCACCGGUCCCAUUCGGCACACCGACCUGCCUCAAGACGGUUGCAGGGUCACCAGCACUUACGAAGUUACCAGACUGCCGCCGUGCUCCGUAGCUACAUCCUCUCACCACCACAGGUCAACUCCAUUCUCAAAGCCAACGAGUACAGCUUCAAGGUGCCAGAGUUUGAUGGGAAGAAUGUAUCAGCUGUAAUGGGAUUUGAGAGUAACCAGCUGCCAGCCAACGCUCCCAUAGAGGACCGUCGCAGUGCGGCCACAUGCCUGCAGACACGAGGAAUGCUGCUGGGUGUGUACGAUGGCCAUGCGGGCUGCGCCUGCGCUCAGGCGCUCAGUGAGAGGUUGUUUUACUACAUAGCAGUGUCUCUGCUGCCCCAUGACACGCUGUGUGAACUGGAGGCAGCGGUAGAGUCCGGCAGGGCCCUCAGUCCCAUCCUGCAAUGGCACAAAAGCCCCAAUGACUACUUCAGCAGGGAGGCUCAGACUCUCUACUUCAACAGCCUGCGGACCUACUGGCAGGAGCUGAUCGAUCUCACCAGCCCGGGGGAGAUUCCAGACACCCGUGAGGCUCUGCUGAACGCGUUCAAGAGGCUGGACAAUGAUAUUUCUCUGGAGGCUCAGGUUGGAGACCCGAACGCUUUCCUGCACUACUGGGUUCUGAGAGUGGCCUUUUCUGGAGCAACGGCUUGUGUGGCUCACAUCGACGGAUCAGACCUGUAUAUAGCCAAUGCAGGAGAUGCUCGGGCAGUGUUGGGGGUGCAGGAGGAGGAUGGCUCCUUCAGCGCUCACACGCUCUCUAAUGACCACAGCGCCCAGAACGAGGAAGAGAUGGCACGGAUAAGAGGGGAACACCCUCUAUCGGAGAGAAAGACCGUUAUAAGACAGGACCGGUUGCUCGGCCUCCUCAUGCCGUUCCGUGCGUUCGGGGAUGUGAAGUUCAAGUGGAGCAUCGAACUGCAGAAGCGCGUGUUGGAGUCUGGACCUGAUCAGCUCCAUGAAAACGAACACACCAAGUUCAUCCCACCCAACUAUCACACACCACCGUACCUGACCGCUGAGCCUGAGAUCACGCACCACAAGCUGCGGCCACAGGAUCGCUUCAUGGUGAUCGGCUCUGACGGCCUCUGGGAGACCCUCCACAGACAGGAGGUGGUUCGCGUUGUGGGCGAGUAUAUAACGGGAGUGCACCAGCGUCAGCCACUCAAAGUCGGAGGCUACAAGGUCACCCUGGGACAGAUGCAGGGGCUCCUCGAAGAGAGGAAGGCUCGAGUGUCCUCGGCUUUCGAGGAUUACAACGUAGCGACCCAUCUGAUGCGUCACGCGGUGGGAAACAACGAGUUUGGCACGGUGGACCACGAGAGGCUGUCAAAAAUGCUGUCGCUGCCUGAGGAGCUGGCUCGCAUGUACCGUGAUGACAUCACCAUCAUUAUCUCUCAGUUCAACCCUCAUGUGAUCGGAGCACAGAGACCGGAAGGGCAGUCCUGAGCUGGGUUCACACUCACGAGUACACACACUUGUGUAAAUGUGUACAGCAGAUCUACACGUAAGCAGACACUGUGGACAAACUAAGUUAAUAUCUGAUUACUUAGUUUAAUCUCUAUUUAUGUACAGAAUUUGUAUGUUUUUAGACAUUACUACAGAAGAUCCAGUUUCUUAUGUUAAGUUAAAGAUCACUCUUUAAAAUCCUGGAUGGAAAUCUCUUACACAACAUGUUAUUUAUUACUAUAAUCUCUGUCAGAGUUUCAUACAUGCUCAUGAGCGAGGCUAAGAAGAUGCUGUUUCGAAUGGAUUCUUGUGCCAAAAGAUUCGACCUCCCACUUCUGAAAGUGCAGUUGAAAAUAUAGAAAUUCCAAAGAGGGUGAAGGUUGGGACUUGAAGAGCGAAGAGGCCUUGUGGCGCUGACUCUAACUGGUCUGUGCUACGAUAAUAAGACACACUCGUCUUCUGCUGUCUGGUUUUGACACAAACAUCCCAGGCACAAUCCUUUUCACUUUGUGGGCGGUUUCUGCAUCUGAGGGAUCGAUGUUACAACAGAUGUUACAUAUGAGAUUAGUAUCAUUCAAACAUACACUUUUUAUUCAGUAAUUUUCCCUCGAGUGGGUAUUUGGAUGAUGAUGUUGACUCCAGCACACUGGAUUUCAUGUGAAACGACAACUGUUAAAGUGGUGACGUUAAAUAGGACAUUCAUAUCCAUAUUGGAUCGACUGUGUAGAACCCACAAUGCAUCUGAUAAAUUCCCUUCACAUUAAAUAAUCCUGUUACACAAAUGUUUGCUGCUUAAAUAUACAAAAAUACUUUGACCUCUUUGGGUGUUUUUAAAAAUCCUUUUAAAUGAAAUAACUGAGAAGGAAUGUGGUUCAGCUGCUUACACCCAAUGUUCGGAGCAGGCUAUAACCUGUAAUGAGGGAAUGCAAAUAGACGGCGCUUCAUUUUAAAGGGUCUCAAAGCAAAAAGGUUGAACCACUGAGCUGGAUUUCGUUUUUGUUGAGAACCCAGUGCGCUGGAGUCAAAUAUUCACAGUACGAGUCCUGAACCCCGUCACUAUAAGCAGACUGGUAUGUACUGGGCUUGUCUGUGACCCUAUCCUGUGAUUAUUGUCGGGCUUCUUUGCUAAAAAAAAAAGGAAUAAAAUGAAGUAUUGUCCGUUACUUCUUUGGUUGGAGAGACGGUGGUAGAUUGAAAUCAGUGCAUGUGUUAGUGAACCUCUGAACUGACUAACUGAAGUUUUACCCCAGUCAGAGCAUCUGGUUAAAGCAGCAACGCUUCAUCUUCUGAGGGGUUGGAGUAAAAGGAAUUCCUCGUCCGAGCUCGUUUGGGUUAAAAGGGACUCCUGUUGCCCUUAUGUUAUUUUCCUGGCUGGUCGUUGGCUGUAUGAAUAACCUUUUCUUACAGAUUUUAUUUUUCCUGACAGCAGCAGCGGUGAACGUAGAAGCCGACCACACUCCUGACUCUCUCCAGCUUAACACUUUUCACAGGGACGUGUGUUUUGCGCCCAAACGAAUGAGCAGAAUGUAAAUGUUUGCAUCGCGCUGUUUGAAUAUUAUUAAAGAUAUUUUAUUAAGCUUUAAUGUUACGUUACACAUGUUCAUCUGCAGUUUUAUGUAUAAAUUGUAACUUAUGUGGAUUAAGUUUUGUAUAUGGAGCAGUUUAAUAAAACACUGAAUACUCA
Molecule: messenger RNA, 3448 nt
Organism: Hippoglossus stenolepis (Pacific halibut)
Lineage: Eukaryota; Metazoa; Chordata; Actinopteri; Pleuronectiformes; Pleuronectidae
Gene: pdp1
Product: pyruvate dehydrogenase phosphatase catalytic subunit 1
Exons: 9
Coding region: 208-1764 (518 amino acids)
Biological process (GO): protein dephosphorylation
Molecular function (GO): cation binding; protein serine/threonine phosphatase activity
Source: RefSeq, a predicted model, not a curated record